Molecule: messenger RNA, 951 nt
Organism: Penaeus vannamei (Pacific white shrimp)
Lineage: Eukaryota; Metazoa; Arthropoda; Malacostraca; Decapoda; Penaeidae
Source: RefSeq, a predicted model, not a curated record
AUGUCCAUCUUCGCAACCCACCCAUCCCCACCCUCACCUUACCCGCCCACGGCCGCCUCAACCCAGUCUCUUCGCACCCACCCAUCCCCACCCUCACCUUACCCGCCCACGGCCGCCCAUACCCAGUCUCUUCGCACCCACCCAUCCCCACCCUCACCUUACCCGCCCACGCCGCCCCAUACCCAGUCUCUUCGCACCCACCCAUCCCCACCCUCACCUUACCCGCCCACGGCCGCCCAUACCAGUCUCUUCGCACCCACCCAUCCCCACCCUCACCUUACCCGCCCACGGCCGCCCAUACCCAGUCUCCUCGCACCCACCCAUCCCCACCCUCACCCUACCGCCCACGGCCGCCCAUAUCCAAGUCUCUUCGCACCCACCCAUCCCCCACCCUCACCUUACCCGCCCCGGCCGCCCAUACCAGUCUUCUUUUCGCACCCACCCAUCCCCACCCUCACCUUACCCGCCCACGGCCGCCCAUACCCAGUCUCUCGCACCCACCCAUCCCCACCCUCACCUUACCCGCCACGGCCGCCCAUAUCCCAGUCUCUUCGUCCCCACCCUCCUUUCCGCCCACCCGCCCCAUACCCAGUCUCCCGCACUCCCCCACCCUCACCUACCGCCCACGCCCGCCCAUUACCCAAGUCUCUUCGCACCCACCCAUCCCCCACCCUCACCUUACCCGCCCACGGCCGCCCAUUACCAAGUCUCUUCGCCCCCCCCAUCCCCCCACCCUCACCUACCCGCCCACGGCCCCCCAUACCGUCUUCUUCGCACCCAGCCCAUCCCCAGCCUCAACCUUACCCGCCCACGCCGCCCAUACCCAGUUCUCUCGCACCCACCCAUCCCCACCCUCACCUUACCCUCCCACGGCCGCCCGCAGACCCAGCCGCUAAGCGCCCACAGCUCAUCGAUAGCAAGUUUUAUAAAUUAUUCGCGGAGGAACUUUAG